This is a messenger RNA of Dreissena polymorpha, 2271 nucleotides long. RefSeq lists its product as uncharacterized. The record is from RefSeq and is a predicted model, not a curated record. Lineage: Eukaryota; Metazoa; Mollusca; Bivalvia; Myida; Dreissenidae. The coding region runs from base 1 to 2271 and encodes 756 amino acids. The transcript is spliced from 11 exons.
AUGAAGAUGUUUCUUGUGCUGUUAGUCAGCAUAAUGGGAGAGGAUUCAGGUUUAGCAUUAGCUCGUGCGGCCUGCCCUCCUCCUCCUGCGGUCCAGAAUGCCGCCUUCACUCCAGUCCAGUCAUCAUACACUGAUGGUGCAAACGUUACAUUCACCUGUAAUACUGGUUAUGGACUUCAAGGUAGUCGGAUACAUUAUUGCAGGGGAAGCAGUUGGGAAGGAUCCCUCAGAUGCUAUGAACAGUUUUGUGAGACAAUGAACAAUCCUAGAAAUGGUAUAAUUGUCGGAAACCCAUCCUACAAAAUUGGCACUUACAUCACAUUUCAAUGUAACACAGGCUACACAUUGAAAGGAAAUAGCCAGUUGCUGUGUCGUGAUGAUUUGAAGUUUGAUAGAAACCCACCAACAUGCGAUGUCCAUAUGUGUCCAGAUUUUGGGGUUAUAGAUCAUGCACGCAUUCGCAUUUACCAUGGAAGCUUUGUUGUAGUAACCUGUGAAGACUCAUAUGUGCUUGUACGUGGUAAGGCGAUCGUGGUUUGCCAGGCUGACGGAACUUGGGACCGAAAACCGGUAUGCAUACCGUUUAGUUGUGGUUGGUUUCAUGGGAUGGAUUCAAAUUGCGUGAAAGAUUUUGUACAGUUCGAAUCUCUGUAUUACAUGGAAUGUAAGACUGAUCUCCCAAAUACAAGAAUCGGAGCGGAAAGCUACGAGCCUAAUGAAUGUUUGGAAACAUCUCGGAAAUGGAAGUAUUCACAGUUUGGAUGCUUUUGCCAUUGUAAAGUAAUGUACAAUAAAAGCAUUGUGAAAACCGAAAACCUUGAUACAAAUGAUUAUCUGCUACACGACACUGAUUUGAAGUGGAGUUGCAAGGAGGGUUGCACGAAAAACCAAACUAAUGCUCUGAGAUGUAUGGAUGGACAGAUGGAAAUGCCGUCUUGCACUUGCGAAACUGGUGAUUUUCGUAAUUCUGGGAUAAAGCAUGAUCCCGGCGAGUACGACUCUUACUGCAAGGUGAACAGCGACUGUCAGCUUGGGUUUGUAUGCAUCAUGGGUACAUGUACCUGCGAGAGGUCUUUUUUCUACGAUAUGUCCUCCAGGAGGUGCAAGAAAGUGUGCCGAGGUUCCUCUGACAACUUUAUGAGACACGGCACAUACGACCACCAGUAUGACAUCUUGAAAAACCGCUACACCAACUGCUCCUACGUCGACGGCAACCUCGAACUAUACGGCCUCGAGAAGCCCUUUGACCUCGGAUUUCUUAAAGACAUCGAAGAGGUUGACGGUUACGUCUUCAUUGUCAAAGUGUUUUCAAAUUACCUCAACCUGACCAAACUGCGGAUUAUACGAGGAAAACAGCUGUUUCAGUACAACAACGAAAGUUACAGCCUCUAUGUGGCUCAGAAUUACAACCCACGGAACGAUUCCCAGGGUAUUCUGGAGCUUCAGUUCCUAAGCCUGUCGGAAAUUGUCCAUGGCAAAGUGUUUUUCGAUAAAAACGACCUGCUUUGCUUCGUGAACUCAAUAGAGUGGACAGACAUAAAUCCAAACACACUUGUACUUUUUAGUCGGCAAUGUCCGCCAUGCCCACCAGAAUGUUUCAACAAAAAGACUGGAGAUUACCAUUGUUGGGGAAGUGGAAAGGGGAUGUGCCAGAAAUUGAAUUACAUCAAGGUGGUGUGUUCCGAGGCAUGCGAUGGCCGAUGUUUUGGUGAUCAACAAAACCAGUGCUGUCACCCAGAGUGUGCUGCAGGAUGUACUGGGACCAAGAAAACAGACUGCCUGGCCUGCAAGAAUUUCAACAAUGAGGGCUCCUGCGAGCAACAUUGUCCGGGGAUGACGUUCUACAACAAAACAGAGAUGAGGAGGGAAAACAACACGUUGGGGCGAUAUGCAUACGGAUCAUGGUGCGUUAAAGAAUGUCCACUGAACCUGGUGAAGGAUCAGGAUUCUUGCGUGUUGAAUUGUACCAAAGACAAACAGCCAGAUCCGAAAACCAAGAUCAGUGAGAAGACGCCACCAUCAGGUGAUAAUACUCCUACAAUUGUGUCGGUACCUGUCAGUGUGGGUUUAGUUAUAUUGAUAAUUGUAUUAUGCUGUUGCAAGAAGAGGAUACGUGAUUCACCUUGUAAUCAAAGAGCUCGAGACAGACAGAACAUAAGGCAAACUACAUAUAAUGUCACCAUAAAUGUGGGUCAAGACUUAGUGGUGAUCACAAACAACUCAAACUCAAAGAUUGGUGGAUUAGGGGAAAGUAGCGGGAAAACAGGUUAG